GGAGGAGGAGGAGGCAGAGCAAUGCUGAGCUGAUCCCACGUGUGACGAGCUUCUUCCCGGCUCAAUAAUCUUGUGUUGUGGGCUCCUCGUAGCUUAGCUGCUGCCAGUCUCCCUGCGUGACACACAGCAGUCCCAGUGCAGGAGUGCCGCCGCCGCCGCUGCUGUCGUCUGUGUGAGAGAGCCGGGCUGCGGCCGCUCUACCCUGACCUUACCGCUCCGCUCGCUCUCUCUGCUCCUCAGCUUUUAUUUUUGUUUUUUAUUUAGUUAUUAUUCUUAAUUUUGAAACUGUGUCAAGGGGCUAUGGAGGCUGAUGGGAGCCAGGCCACCUCCGGGAGUCCGAACGAUUCUCAGCACGACCCCGGUAAAAUGUUUAUCGGCGGCCUGAGCUGGCAGACCUCCCCAGACAGCCUCAGAGACUAUUUUAGCAAAUUUGGAGAAAUCCGAGAAUGCAUGGUGAUGAGGGACCCCACCACGAAGCGAUCCAGAGGCUUCGGCUUUGUUACGUUUGCAGAUCCCGCAAGUGUAGAUAAAGUAUUAGCUCAACCCCACCAUGAAUUAGAUUCCAAGACGAUUGACCCUAAAGUCGCAUUUCCAAGAAGAGCCCAGCCCAAGAUGGUCACAAGAACAAAGAAAAUAUUCGUAGGAGGAUUAUCAGCAAACACAGUAGUAGAAGAUGUAAAGCAAUACUUCGAGCAGUAUGGCAAGGUUGAGGAUGCCAUGUUGAUGUUCGACAAAACUACUAACAGACAUAGAGGUUUUGGUUUUGUAACCUUUGAAAAUGAAGAGAUUGUGGAGAAAGUCUGUGAGAUUCAUUUCCAUGAAAUAAACAACAAAAUGGUUGAAUGUAAGAAAGCACAGCCUAAAGAGGUUAUGUUUCCUCCUGGAACGAGAGGAAGGGCGAGAGGUCUCCCCUACACUAUGGAUGCAUUCAUGCUGGGGAUGGGAAUGCUGGGCUAUCCAAAUUUUGUUGCAACAUACGGCAGAGGAUACCCUGGAUUUGCACCGAGCUACAGCUAUCAAUUUCCAGGUUUCCCUACAGCAGCAGCCUAUGGACCAGUAGCCGCAGCAGCAGUGGCAGCAACCAGAGGAUCAGGAAUCCCAGAUUAUGGUUUCUAUACCUCGCCCGGUGACCAACGGGCCACGCUAUCGUUUGCGGAUUACGGUUCCAUGGGGCCUCGAGCGGCUCAGAUGCUUCGUAGUGAGCAUGCUGCUUCAGCAAGUAACUCCCCCCUCCAUCACCUUCCCAGCCCGGAUCAGUUUAAGAGCCCAGUCAUGAAUAGCUACAGUGCUCAACCGAAUUAUGGCGCACCCGCUUCCCCGGCAGGCACCAACCCCGCUCGACCUGGUGGAUUCCCAGGGGCUAACAGCCCAGGCCCCGUUGCUGACCUCUAUGGAACUGCUAGCCAAGACUCUGGUGUUGGUAACUACAUUAGUGCUGCGAGUCCUCAACCAGGCUCUGGUUUCGGCCAUGGAAUUGCUGGGCCAUUGAUUGCAACGGCUUUUACAAAUGGAUACCAUUGAAACGUUUCAGGUGAUUGGUUGCCAUCUCACUUUGAGAAUUUGUCUGGAUGCCCAGGCAAGACCGGGCGAAGUUUCUGAAUGGUCCCACGUUGGGAUGAUGUCAUCAGACCUUCAGUACUACAUUAUCAUUAGUACAAAAUAAAUAUGCAGAAACACAACUGGAGAUGGCAUUCUGGGGACUGGAAGUGUUUCAAUCUCGUCAUCUCAUGAACCUGCUGCGCUAUAAUAUUCUACAGCUUUUAUUUUUCCUUUACAAGAGAAAUUUGUCAGUUAUUGCAUUUAUCAGUGCAUUUUUGUUUUUCCUUAUGCAUUGUCCCUUUUGUUGCAUCUUUUUAAUAUUGUAGAAAAGAUAUUAAUGUUUGAUUAUUAUUUUUUUCCAUGUUUCUUUUCAUUAUUAUUUUUGCAGAGAUUGAACUUUUAAUGUAAGUUGAAAACUUUGGUACCAAUCAUGAAAGGAAAAAAAAAAGUGCUGGUAAUGAAAAAAAAAAAAAAAAAAAAAGAUAAAAAGAAAGGGUUUUAGCACAUUUGGAAAGUAAAUAUUGGGUUUUAUUUGGUACUGGAGAAAAAAAUCGAUUUCACGAUGUAUAUAAUGUAAAAGAGCAGCCGACUAAGGUGAUUUCUGUAGAUUUUUUUUUGUGACGUCUCCCUUUGUUAAACUGAUUAUCUAUUUUCGGCAAUAACUUAAGGACAAAAAAUUUUGAGUCCUCGGUUUUCUAUAAGUGCUUUUUUUUCUUGUUGAAAGAGGUGAUAUUCUAAGGUUUUAUGAAAUUCAUUCUUAAACAGAAGUGCUGUACAUAACCUUCCAUUAACUACGAGAAGGAAAAAAAAACUAUAUAUUUUUUGUGAGGGCGAGCAAUCUUCAGUAUCUCUGAACAGUACAGGCAGUAGAAAUCAACCUUGUAAAAGUUAUACCCUGACUGAGUUGCCAGGAUGUGCCCUAUUAGUUAGAGUAACACUGUUACAUUUGUUGUGUAGGUGUUUAGACCUGAUAACUGUACUAACGUCAUACCAGCAUAUUACCUAUUUAAACUUUGUGCACAGCUUAAAAGUCUAGUUCUAUUUUUGCUGUUCUGAGGAUAAAAAUAAAAAAAAUUGCCCACACUAAAAAUGAAGCUACAAUUGUAAUAUUUAAAGUAUUUAAAGUUUGAAGUGCAUCAUAUUUUUUGUAAUUUUAAAUUAGAUCAAAUAAUAGUCCAGCCAUUUCAGCUGCUCUAUGUAUUUGUUGUCAUUUUCAAAAGCUACUCCUGUUUUCAAGUCUCCAGUGACAGACGCAUGCCAUAUAGGAAAGGCAUCAUUCACCCUGUGUUCCCUUCUAAUCACCUUGUUCUCCUUUAAUUAAUUAGGAUUGCAAAUCAUUUGUUUUAUUACCUCAGUGCUCUAACUAUCAUGAUAGAGGAGAUAAAAAUAAUUUAUUAUAGAAAGAAUAAUAAUAAUAACAAAACUAUUGAACAUCAUUGCACUGUGACUGGUAGGGAAAACUGACAGUUUCCUAUUUGCACAAGAUUAUUUUGGCUGUUUUAUAUUUAGUCCUCUCCUGGGGAAGCUUAUGAAGGAUAUUUUAUUUUCGUUUUGUAUUCUCAAAUAAUAGGCCUACAACAGUGACAUAGAAGUACAACUUGGUGCAUAUGGCAUUAACGUACUGUUGUAUGAUUUUUUUUUUUGUAUAUGCCAAGUUUUAUUUUAUUUUUUAACUGUUACAUGUAAAAAAAAAGAAUUGGUACUUUUUCAUACAGCCAGUACAAGACACUGAAUGCUACAUUUCUGAAACAGAAGCUGCUGCACUCCUAUUUUUAUAAAUGUUACUAAUAGGUUAUUAGACCAUACUUAAUCUAGGUUCAGUAUAGCAAAUAUGGGGGGGAUGCUGAGUUUAAAUUGAGUUUUUUUUGUUUGUUUUUUAAAUCUUUUCCACAGUUGUAAGUGGAAACUCCGUUGUUUUAACUAAAUCUAAGUUUUUUUUAACAUUAAAUAUCAUUUCAAAGUAAAUCAAACCAAACCGCUCUGUGUAAUUAAAAGUAGAAAUUGGUCCCCAAACCUUAAUCUUGUCAGGGGAUUUUUUUAAAGCAAAUAUUUUAUUAAUGUCGAAAAUGUACUGUACUUCCAUACAUAUAAAUAAAUAAAUAUAUAUAUAUACACACAUGCACAUUUUGUUCAUUCCCAGCCACUUCAUAGAAUUUUCUUUUAUCCUCACUGACAUUGUAGCUGUGUAAAUAGUGGCUUGUGUGUAAAUGUGUUGUCCUGAUGCUAACAUGCUAAAUUCAUUUCUCUUGUUCUUAUAAGAAAUCUUGGUAGAUGUGUUGUACUUAAGAUUACAGGCAAAAUAGGUGUAGAUGUUCACAUUUAGGACCAGUAAGGAUAGAACUUUCUCUUUUUUUUUUUUUUUUUUUUGAGCAUUUUUUAAAAAUAUUUUUUAUUUUAUUUUA
This is a messenger RNA of Bufo gargarizans (Asiatic toad), 3941 nucleotides long. It is a transcript of the gene MSI2, whose product is annotated as musashi RNA binding protein 2. Gene Ontology annotation, molecular function: RNA binding. The transcript is spliced from 15 exons. NCBI's taxonomy places the organism in Eukaryota, Metazoa, Chordata, Amphibia, Anura, Bufonidae. The record is from RefSeq and is a predicted model, not a curated record. Gene Ontology annotation, cellular component: cytoplasm. The coding region runs from base 301 to 1521 and encodes 406 amino acids.